AAAUUAAAUAAAUUGAGAGCAUGAUUACAAAUUGCAGCCCGGCAUUGUGACGAUGUCACAAUAAAUAAUUGCUCGUUUUGUUUUAGGUCUAUUAAUGAAGAGGUCAACUUGCUUGUAUCCGACGAAACAAAGAAUGACUAUCAUUUUAGAAUUUAUAAAUAAGUUAGAAUGUAAUCCUCAGAGUAACAUCAGUAAUAUGACUCACGUUCUACAAUGUUAUGGUAAGUUUAUUCAUACGAUCAUAGCUGGAUGGGACGAAAGUGAAUGCUGUUUUGUGCAUUCUAUUCUCGACAAUGUUAGUGAUAUGAAAAAACAUUUAAAAUACGUUUUAACAUCCUUUCCAGAUUUUUAAAACACUUUUUAGGUUCCAAUCCAGGAAAGGAAAUGUAUGUUCGUAUGUAUCAUCGUUUUGUUUAUUUAGAUUAUUGCUGGAAUUCUACGGAUCGUAGUUUUUGGUUAUCAAAAAUAUUAAAACCUUGGCCUCUUGUUCAUCAAGCAAAACUAUUAUUUUUAUUAUAUGGUCCUGUAUGUUCAGAUAAAAUUCAAUGGUUUGAAUUAACAGAGAAUAUUCCUGAAGAUUAUUCUGAAGCUAGUAGAAAAUUAACAGAACUCGCUUACAUUAUACAGCUAAUGCAACAAAAUACUCUUGAAUGGAAUGGAGAUGAUAUUAUUUCUAUACUUGAAGAGAUUACUGAUACUCCAGAAGAGUGGUUGCCGGAAAAUAUUGCAAUUUUAUUGUUAUUUUGUGGAGAUAUUGUAGCAGCAAUGUUUAUGGGAAAUAAAUUACUAAAUGGAAAAACGAUAGAACUUGCAAAUUUAGUAAUAUAUUUAGCUAUGGCAUGUAAGAGAUAUGGCUAUCACCAAACAUGGUUGGUUCAGUUAAUAGAUAAGGCUUGUCAUAUGAGCAGAAAUAAGAAGGAUAGUCAGGAAUUUAUACAGAUGAUAGCAGCAGCAUUUCAAGAAAUAAUUACGGAAAUUAAAGACGGAGACAGCGAGUCGUACCUUAAAAUAAUUAUUGAAGCACAGACAUCAUUUUUCUCUGUUAUUAUCAAUCGGGCUUUUUUCCAGUCGACCGCAUUUACCUGCAAGUUGGUUUCAGAAGAAUAAAAUAUAAAAUGGAAUGUUAUUUAAACUGUAACUUCAUAUUAAGUUCAGAUUUCAUAUUUACAUAUUUAUGGUAAUUGUUAUUGCACAUGUAUUUUGUUACGUUAAUUUGUUUAUAUUUAAUUCUUAUGUCUGAGUCACAGACUUGUUAUAAACAAAGUAAA
This is a messenger RNA of Centruroides sculpturatus (bark scorpion), 1268 nucleotides long. Its product is annotated as F-box only protein 47-like. The coding region runs from base 385 to 1107 and encodes 240 amino acids. The transcript has 7 exons. The record is from RefSeq and is a predicted model, not a curated record. Lineage: Eukaryota; Metazoa; Arthropoda; Arachnida; Scorpiones; Buthidae.